Miscanthus lutarioriparius is the source of this 2208-nucleotide messenger RNA. NCBI's taxonomy places the organism in Eukaryota, Viridiplantae, Streptophyta, Magnoliopsida, Poales, Poaceae. The record is from the annotation of a GenBank genome assembly.
AUGGAGGCCUUCUACCUCGACCUUCUCCGCUCCUGCGCGGCGCUGCCGCACGUCGCGGCCGUGCACGCCCACAUCGCGCGCGCCCACCCGACCGCCUCCCUCUUCCUCCGCAACUUCCUCCUCCACGCCUACUGCCGCCUCGGGGCGCCCCACCACGCCGCCCUCCUGCUCGACGAAAUGCCCCGCCGCAACGCCGUCUCCUACAACCUCCUCAUCGCCGCCUACACCCGCGCGGGCCUCCCGGGCCGCGCCCUGGCGACGUUCGCGCGGGCGCGGGCCGCCGCGGGGUUCAGGGUCGACCGGUUCACGUACGCCGCCGCGCUCGCCGCUUGCUCGCGCGCGCUCGACGUGAGGACCGGGAAGGCCGUGCACGCGAUGGCCGUCCUGGACGGUCUCGGGAACGGGGGGGUGUUCCUGUCCAACUCGCUCGCCAGCAUGUACGCCGCGUGCGGCGAGAUGGGCGAGGCCAGGCGCGUGUUUGAUGCCGCCGAGGAGCACGACGACGUCUCGUGGAACUCGCUGCUCUCUGGGUACGUCCGCGCCAGCGCACGUGAGGAGACGAUGAAGGUGUUCUCUCUGAUGUGCCACCAUGGCAUCGGGUGGAACUCGUUCGCGCUUGGGAGCAUCAUCAAGUGUUGUGCUUCUGGUGGUGAUGUUGGAGGGCACAUUGCAGAGGCAGUUCAUGGAUGCGUGGUGAAGGCUGGACUGGAUGCCGACCUGUUUCUUGCGAGCGCAAUGAUCGACAUGUACGCUAAGAGAGGCGCCUUGAUCAAUGCUGUCGCGCUUUUCAAGUUGGUGCCAGACCCAAAUGUGAUUGUUUUCAAUGCGAUGAUUGCAGGAUUCUCUCGUGAUGAAGCUGCCGUUGGUAAGGAAGUCAUUCGAGAAGCUUUGAGUCUGUAUUCAGAGAUGCAGAGCCGAGGGAUGCAGCCUUCUGAAUUCACAUUCUCAAGUAUUCUGCGUGCGUGUAACUUGGCUGGUGAACUUGGAUUUGGGAAACAGAUACAUGGUCAAGGUGUGUUCAGAAUGAGCUUUUUUGAGAAGGCACUGAGAUUGUUCCAUGAAUUAAUACGUUAUGGACUGAAACCUGAUCUUUUCACGAUGUCGAGCGUGAUGAAUGCAUGUGCCAGUUUAGCUGUUGCAAGGACCGGUGAGCAGAUCCAGUGUCUUGCCAUAAAAUCUGGUUUUAACCGGUUCACUGCCAUGGGGAAUUCCUUCAUUCAUAUGUGUGCUAGGUCAGGGGAUGUUGAUGCUGUGACUCGGAGGUUUCAGGAAAUGGAAUCACGUGAUGUUGUCUCUUGGUCUGCAAUGAUAUCAAGCCAUGCGCAUCAUGGUUGUGCGAGGGAUGCUUUACGCAUUUUCAAUGAAAUGAUGGAUGCAAAGGCGGCACCUAAUGAGAUUACUUUUCUCAGCGUCCUUACUGCAUGUAGUCAUGGAGGAUUGGUUGAUGAGGGACUCAGGUAUUAUGAAAUUAUGAAUAAUGAAUAUGGAUUGAGCCCAACCAUAAAGCAUUGUACUUGUGUUGUUGAUCUUCUUGGACGAGCUGGGAGGCUAGCUGAUGCUGAGGCUUUUAUAAGGGAUUCUGCCUUCCAUAAUGACGCUGUGGUUUGGCGGUCUUUGCUGGCCUCAUGUCGUAUUCAUGGAGACAUGGAGAGAGGCCAACUUGUGGCGGAUCGGAUAAUGGAUCUGGAACCCGCUUCCUCAGCAUCCUAUGUAAUUCUUUACAACAUGUAUUUAGAUGCUGGCGAGGUGUCCUUAGCUUCAAAAACUCGAGACCUGAUGAAAGAGCGAGGCGUGAAGAAAGAGCCUGGUCUUAGUUGGAUUGAACUAAGGUCUGGGGUUCACUCUUUUGUUGCCGGUGACAAGUCCCAUCCAGAGAGCAAUGCAAUAUACAAAAAACUGGCAGAGAUGCUUUCCAAGAUAGAAAAGUUGGCGGGCACUGAUAGUGCUAGCACAGAGUCAGAUGGCGUCUCUAGCAGGGAGCAGAAUUUGGUGGGUUGCCACAGUGAAAAACUAGCUGUGGCAUUUGGAAUGAUCCAUUUGCCACAAUCAGCUCCGAUUCGAGUAAUGAAGAACUUGAGAGUUUGCCGCGACUGCCACUCGACCAUGAAGCUGAUAUCCGGGAGUGAGAACAGAGAAAUAAUCUUGAGAGAUGGGAUUCGCUUCCAUCACUUCAGAGGCGGUUCAUGUUCUUGUGGGGAUUACUGGUGA